UUAUGCUUCAUGGCUUCCAGUUUCCGCCCCUGAUUCAAGGCUUUUCUUCGAUCAUGUUUUCCGCUUCUUCUUCCAAAUGGUUCAAAAAUAUUUGUUCAAGAAAUAAAGGAACACAUCAAAGACAUUGAAUAAUCGCAAGUUUUGGAUACUCAACGAUCUAUUUUCAUUUAUCAGGAUUUAGGAGUGGAAAGCAAAAUGUCCGAAGACGAAGAUACAACUAUAUUAUUAAACACUACCAAUCGUAAUUCUGAACCCCUUGUAAUCAAAUCAACAAUCAAAGAGUAUGAAUAUAUUCCACCUAAAAAGCUUCGAAAGCCAAUACCAAGACAUACAGAAAAUUUGACACCAUUAGUUACAGAGAAUCAAAGUGUUUUAGUAUCAAUUGUUGCUACAAUAGCUGGUAUUGCAUUUGGAUAUGAUAUGGGCAUUGGUAGACAAAUUGCUCCAUUAGUAAAAAGGGAAUUUGGACUUGACUGCAAUGAAGAAAAUAUGAUCGUUAAUGUAUGGUUUAUUGGAUGUUUAUUAGGAGCAAUUGUAGGUGGUUUAGUCAUUGAUACUUGUGGGCGGAGAUGGACAAUGAUUUCAUCUCUUAUCUUUUUAACGUUUGGAUCAAUGCUAUCUGCACUAGCGAACCAUUAUGUGUUAUUUUUAAUAGCAAGAAUAAUUUGUGGGUAUUCUGGAACAGUAUCAGCGAUGGCUCAUUGUAUUUACAUGGCUGAAGUUUCCAAUUUUAACAAACGUGGAUGUAAUAUAACAUUGCAUCAAGUAGGAGCAGCAGCUGGUUUACUUUUUGCAGUCAUAGCAACAGCUAGUAAAGAUGAGGAUUACCAAUGGAGGUUUGCUGUUGGGGUUACAUCAGUACCUGCUAUGUUUACUUGUAUCACCACAAUCAUAUUUCUUCAGAGAUCACCUUCAUUUUUAUUACUAAAAAGAGUGGUUAACGUUCCUAGAGUGCCAGUGAAAAAUUCUUGGUGUUAUGUUUUUGAGACACUCAUUGUCAUGAUGGUAAUGCUUGCUCUCAGACAGGGAACUGGAAAACAGCAAGUUCUGUUUUAUGCACCACGACUAUUUGCCAUUUUAGGAAUAUGCUCAAAUAUUGCUAAAACUACAUCCAUGAUUGCUCUUGGAAUAGUUAGAGUUUUCAGUACUAUAUUAUGUCUGAUUGUUGUGGAAAGAUGCGGUCGUCGAACAGCAUUGAUAACUUCGGCGACUAUUUGUAUGACAUCGGUAUCUCUUUUAUCUUUAUUAGCUACACUUGACCGAGGUGAUGAACUAUUAAACUUCCCUAAUGAGCCGUGUACUAUGGUAUCACACAAUAACUUUGGAAAUGAGUUUUUCAAUAAGAUGAAAUCUAUUUCCCCAACUGAUUCGCCACCACCUUUUCCAUUUUUGCCUACACCACUAGCCAUAACAGCUCCCAAUACUGAAACGUGGACCCAAGUAAAAGCCUCGUGUGAGAUGCAAAAUAUCGUUACUACUGAUGGACUUACUGGAGGAUUGAAGAUUCUAGCUGUUAUAACUCUACUUGUAUUUGAAUCAGCUUAUGCAUUGGGAUUAGGACCUGUACCUUUAUUGACCCUAAGUGAAGUUUUUCCAGCAGCUAUUAGAGGAAAAUGUGUGGGUUUUUCUGUGGUAAUUCUAUGGAUUGUUCAUAUGUUACUCUCAGAAUCUAUUGGGAGAAUGACCAGAGCUAUGACUUUAGCAGGCACAUAUUUAUUCUAUAGUUUCAUGUGCCUUAUUGCAAUACUAUAUGUAUUCUUAAUCUAUCCUGAAACUAAAGGCAAAUCAUUGAAUAGAAUUGCCCAAGAAUUGCGAAAAAUUCCUUUGGCCACUCGUAUAUGCAAUAACAUGCGAAGUUUACCUACAAUUUGUCACAUAGAAUGGAUUAUCAAUUUUGGAGAAAAGGCAAAUCAAAGCACACCAAUAUAAGAACGAUUUGGAAGUUUCAUGAACUACGGCUUUCGAUCAAAUCAUCGAUGUGCUCUUGAACUCGUUAUCUCAAUUGGCAGCUUUAAAAUUGUUGGUAAAUUAUUAGUUAGCAUUGGCAGCAUUAUUAUUCAAUUUAAAUCAAGAUACGAAAAUACUAAUGUAUUCAGUAAUAUCUUUGGUAUCCCAAACAAUUGAUAGGUAUACCUAUUUUAAUUGUUACUGUAUAGAAAUUGAAAUGGCUUUUCUAAAGUCUUCCCAAUAUUUACGUUAAAAGUUGUGCAUAAAUUAUUAAAAAUUGUAUAUAAGCAGACAUUUAUUUUCAAAUUAAUUGAAAUAGAAAAGAUACACGACAUGUAUUGAAUACCAAAUGCUGAAACAUGUGUUCUACAAACUGCAAAAACUAUUUAGAAAUUUGUAAUUUCUUUAAUUUAAACAUCGCCAAACAUUUAAUUAGGAUGACAGCAGAUAUUUCAUUGUCAUUUGGAAAUUUAUGGUGAAUUCAUACAAAUAUGUUGUAAUUGUCAAUAGCUACAAUAACUGACAUUAAUUUUGACAAUCUGAGAAAGUAAUAAUUACUUGAUAUAUGUCUAGAGUUCAUAUUAAGUAUUAUAUCUUAAAAUACUGUUAAUCACUGUUAAGGUUUUAAUAAAUGAAUAAUAAGCGUUAAAUUGCAAAUACAUACAGUAAAAAAAAAAUAUACUUAAUACAUUAAGUAUUAGAUCGAGAACAUUUAAGAAAGUAAGAUUUAUACAGCUAAUACUUUGAAUGAUAAUAAAAAUCAAAACUUGAAGAUUUUAAUUUGAAAAUUUUAUCUCGGGGAUGUACAACAAAAAAAACAAUUUUGUAAAUAUGAGUAUGUACUUAAGUGAAAAAUUUAAUAAUUGCGUAUGUUUUUUAUACAUUUUCUGUAGGUAUUAUAUUAAAUCAUUUCAAAUUUUUUGUUUUUACAUUAAACAUAAACUAGUCAUUAUGUGUAUUUGAAAAAAGUAUAUGAAAUAGAAAUAUUUUACAAAUCAUGAUAGAUAACGAACUAAUGACAUAAAUGACGUGGAGAUUCAAAUAUUAUUCAGGAGAAUAUGAGGAAUCAAUUUAUCUACACUGCCUAAUUUUUACUGAAUUGUUUUAAGGUCUACAUAAGAGAAAUUUUAGAAUAAGCUUUUAUUACAAGUAAUGGUUUAUACAUUUUUAAAAUUAUUAAUUCUAAAAAUAAUGUUUAUUUUACUAGCUAACCUUUUUAUGUAAAGAGAAAAAAACUCACAAAAAAUUUUGUCAUUUUAAAUUAGUUUAUAAAAUGUAGUAUAUAACAUAUUAAAUAUAAAUAUAUAUAAGAAUAUAUUAUAAAGGUUAUGAUUAUAUAUAAACAAAUUGGUCGUAAAUUAUAUCUUUUCAUUUCGAUGAUAAAUCGAAGUUAAUAGACAUUAAGAAGACUUUUAAUGUAAAAAAAGUGAAAUAUUAUUUUAUGUGAUCUGUAACAUGUAUCGCUAAAAUAACUUAUGAUCCUAGGGAUCUCUUUAAUA
Molecule: messenger RNA, 3446 nt
Organism: Phymastichus coffea
Lineage: Eukaryota; Metazoa; Arthropoda; Insecta; Hymenoptera; Eulophidae
Product: solute carrier family 2, facilitated glucose transporter member 10-like
Exons: 6
Coding region: 196-1929 (577 amino acids)
Biological process (GO): transmembrane transport
Cellular component (GO): membrane
Molecular function (GO): transmembrane transporter activity
Source: RefSeq, a predicted model, not a curated record